Messenger RNA from Merops nubicus (carmine bee-eater), 2104 nucleotides. RefSeq names its product cortactin (gene CTTN). The record is from RefSeq and is a predicted model, not a curated record. Gene Ontology annotation, molecular function: actin filament binding. NCBI's taxonomy places the organism in Eukaryota, Metazoa, Chordata, Aves, Coraciiformes, Meropidae. The transcript has 16 exons. Gene Ontology annotation, cellular component: lamellipodium; cortical actin cytoskeleton; plasma membrane. Bases 1 to 1662 code for a protein of 553 amino acids. Gene Ontology annotation, biological process: regulation of actin filament polymerization.
AUGUGGAAGGCUACUGCAGGCCACACCAUCUCCCUCAGUCAGGACGACGGGGCCGACGACUGGGAAACGGAUCCUGAUUUUGUGAAUGAUGUGAGUGAGAAAGAGCAGCGCUGGGGGGCUAAAACUGUGAAAGGAUCCGGCCAUCAAGAGCACAUCAAUAUUCAUCAGCUGAGAGAGAACGUAUUCCAAGAACACCAGAACCUGAAAGAGAAGGAGCUGGAAACAGGACCAAAAGCUUCCCAUGGCUAUGGAGGGAAGUUCGGUGUUGAACAGGACCGCAUGGAUAAAUCAGCUGUUGGACACGAAUAUCAAUCCAAACUUUCUAAGCAUUGCUCCCAAGUGGAUUCGGUGAAAGGGUUUGGUGGCAAGUUUGGAGUUCAAACCGAUAGAGUGGACCAGUCAGCUGUUGGCUUUGAGUAUCAGGGGAAAACUGAGAAGCAUGCCUCCCAAAAAGACUACUCGAGCGGUUUCGGUGGCAAGUAUGGAGUACAGGCUGACAGAGUGGACAAGAGUGCAGUGGGCUUUGACUACCAGGGUAAAACUGAGAAACAUGAGUCACAGAAGGAUUAUUCCAAGGGCUUUGGUGGUAAAUACGGUGUUGACAAGGACAAAGUGGACAAAAGUGCUGUUGGCUUUGAGUAUCAAGGCAAAACGGAAAAACAUGAAUCACAGAAAGAUUAUGUAAAGGGCUUUGGAGGCAAGUUUGGAGUGCAGACAGACAGACAAGACAAAUGUGCCCUUGGCUGGGAUCACCAGGAGAAAGUGCAGCUGCACGAGUCCCAGAAAGACUAUAAGAGUGGUUUCGGAGGGAAAUUUGGUGUACAGACAGAAAGGCAGGACCCAUCUGCUGUGGGGUUUGAUUACAAGGAGAAACUAGCCAAGCAUGAAUCUCAACAAGAUUACUCAAAAGGCUUUGGUGGGAAGUAUGGUGUACAGAAAGAUCGGAUGGAUAAGAAUGCAGCAACAUUUGAAGAUAUUGAGAAACCAGCAUCAACUUACCAGAAGACCAAGCCAGUAGAAGCUGUUGCUAAUAAAACAAAAAGCAUCCGAGCUAACUUUGAGAACCUAGCCAAGGAAAAAGAGCAGGAGGACCGAAGGAAGGCAGAAGCUGAGAGAGCACAAAGAAUGGCCAGAGAGAAGCAGGAACAGGAGGAGGCCCGAAGGAAACUGGAGGAACAAGCUAAAGCCAAAAAGCAAACUCCACCAUCCUCUCCUACCACGCAGCCAACUGAGCAGAAGGCGCCCGUGAGCCCGGUCUACGAGGAUGCAGUUUCCUAUGAAGCAGAGUCUGCCUACAAGAACUCCAGCACCACGUAUUCGGCUGGGCGCGAGCCAGAGCCUGGCUACAAAGCUGCAGAGUUGGACUACCAGGAAGCAGUGAGUCAGCGAGAGGCAGAAUAUGAGCCAGAGACUGUCUAUGAAGUGGCUGGGGCAGGAGACCAUUACCAAGCAGAAGAAAAUACUUACGAUGAAUAUGAAAAUGAACUUGGAAUUACAGCCAUAGCCCUUUAUGAUUAUCAAGCUGCGGGUGACGACGAGAUUUCCUUUGACCCUGACGACAUCAUCACGAACAUCGAGAUGAUCGACGACGGCUGGUGGAGGGGGGUCUGCAAAGGCCGCUACGGGCUCUUCCCUGCCAACUACGUGGAGCUCAGACAGUAGAGACUGCUGCCUACUGCUUAUGCCUUAAUUCCCCAGUCCAUAACUCUGACUUCAUACACUACAGAUCACGAUGCUUUUCUGAGGAUGGAGGGGUGUCUACAUAUGGCUUUUAUAUUUAAUACUUUGCUGAUGCUUUUUAAAACGUUUAUGCCACAGAAAUCGCUAAUAUAUUGUAACGACUUUGUUCUUCACUGAGGCUCUGAAUUAUUUUCAUGCAUUGGGAGACAUUUCUUCUCUGCCAAAUUAGCAAUGGUCAGAAAAAAGCCUUUUUGGAGGACGAUUAGCUGUCUGUUGUAAUAUUGCAUGUUUUACUCACAAGUGAGCGGAUUUACUUAGUGUUUAAGUCUAGAUAGUCUUCCACUAAAUGUUUUCAGCUAAGAAAAUCAUGGCUCUGCAGGUUAUUUGCAUUUCCACUAAGCAGGAGUGGGGAGGACUGGGGAGG